Molecule: messenger RNA, 1804 nt
Organism: Styela clava
Lineage: Eukaryota; Metazoa; Chordata; Ascidiacea; Stolidobranchia; Styelidae
Source: RefSeq, a predicted model, not a curated record
AUAAAAAGUACAUUGUUAUCAGUUCUUUCUAUAAACCAGAUAAUUUAUGUUAGCUUAUUACGCAACACGGUAAAUUAUGGCUAGUAGAGAUUUUGCAAAUGAUGUGGAAGCAAAGGAAAAAAGUGAAUAUGUGGUAAUGGAACCCAACAAAAUGGGACAACAUACGUACGCGGAAGUAAGUGGAGGUAGGAUGCCAACUGCAAGUAACGACGGGUUCUAUCUAGAUUUUGCUCAGACAAGCGCAGGUGAUGCAGCUGCUAAAAGUCACGGACGAGAACUUAAUGCAACCAAGAACGCUGUGACAAAUUUGAAGAAUCAAACCUCCAAGCUAUCUAGAAAUGUGGUUCGUCAGAAGAAAUGCCUCAUCUUGAUCACAAUAACGUUUGUAGUUCUACUAACAAUGGGAUUAGCUACAGUAUACAUGCUCACCCAAAAUAAAAAAACGCAACCGUUCGGAAAUGUCGAGAACAAAACUCUAGCGAACCUUGCUCAAUAUAUUGACAAGCAGAGAAAAGAAAUCAAUCUGUUGGAAUUACGUUUCCGUGAAGUACAAGCGAAUUUAUCUAGCAAAAUAUUCAAAAAACACGAGAUAUCCGAAGGUGAUUUGAAGCAAGUCAACAAAAUAGCUCAACCUCAAACAGCAACAAACAAGUUGAAAUCUGCACAAGAGUGUUUGAUAAAAAAUGCCGUGAUGGAGGCAGCAGAGAAUUAUACCACCGUCGAUGGCAAGUUAUUGUGGACCGUUACUGCACCUGAAUUAAAUUAUACCAUGGCCUACAAUGUGUGUGCGAGUUACUGGUCAACAAUGGCACAAAUAAAAAGUCAACGAGAAUAUGAUUCUGUGAUGUCGAUGUUGCGCCCUGAAAGUAAAUACAUUACUGUAUGGACUGGCUUGGAAAUUAAUCCGAUGACAGGACAAAUCUCUCCAACAGACGGAUUCACGCAAUGGUUUGGCGUAGAACCAGGAAUCGGCAGUAGCUACAAAACUUAUACAAAAGUCUCACUUGUCGUUCAUUCAGAUCCAAAGUAUGGCGGCCAAGGAAUGAUGAACGCUGAAACAAAUUGGACGAGAGAUAAAGUAUUAUGUCAACUGUGAGACGAAGGGCAACGCCAGUGUCCGUUUUAUUAAUUUCAAAGGCAAUUUUCCAUAUUCCAUUUGAUGCUGGUUUUAUGCUGGGAAGUCAAAUUUUAUUAUUUUAUUCACAUUAGAUAACAUUUAAACAACAAUUGGUUGCUAGCCUAAUAAAUGAGAUGUAGGCUACCAGCGAGAAGAUGGCAGAAUUGAAAUAAUUUUUUUUGUGUCAGUACUAAGUAACGGCCAAGAGGGGAGUAUUUUAUAACUCAAUUUUAUCGACAAAACGCUUGGUAGUCGAACUAAAUGUCGCGCUGCAUAAAAAAGACUUUAACGUGUAUAGGAUGGCACCCUAAAGUUGUUGUUCACUGUUUCGAAAUAUUUCAUAUCGAUAUAUUUUCGUUGCAAAGCUUCCUUCUCAAAUCAAAUUUCUCACUACAUACGAGGAUUCAAUUAGUAAUUAGCCUACCUGCCAAUAGUUCUAAACACUUAUCGACUAUACAGAUGUAGUAUCAGUUCGUUUUGAAUUAUGCACUUGAUCGUUUGCAAAAACCUCUGAUUUGGCAUAAAAAGUAUCUCGAAUUUCAGUAAACUGCAUUUUCGAUUUUUUGCAAGAAAGUUGAUGCUCACGCUGAAUGUUUAUAAGUAGUCCGGCAGAAUCGGGCCUUAGCAUUGUUUUGGGACAUAAAGCUUUUUUAUUGUUUAGAUAUAAUGUAGAUCAGGGCUACUCAA